Molecule: messenger RNA, 4033 nt
Organism: Petromyzon marinus (sea lamprey)
Lineage: Eukaryota; Metazoa; Chordata; Hyperoartia; Petromyzontiformes; Petromyzontidae
Product: zona pellucida sperm-binding protein 2-like
Biological process (GO): prevention of polyspermy; binding of sperm to zona pellucida
Cellular component (GO): egg coat
Molecular function (GO): acrosin binding; structural constituent of egg coat
Source: RefSeq, a predicted model, not a curated record
CCCACAGUCGGGAGCGCAGGCGUUACAAGCCCCACAGUGGCCGUGGCCAGCUUUAAGUAGAGAGAGGGGGCGAAGCCAUCCCACGCCAGCAAACGCGCGAUGAGCUGAUUACCUCCUGAGCAGCAACGCGUGCGGGCGGCUGCGCGAAUCACACGCAGUCACCUGCGCGAAUCACACGCAGUCACCUGCGCGAAUCACACGCAAUCACCUGCGCGAAUGACACGCAAUCACCUGCGCGUUCACCUGCACCACAACCAAUGGAUCGACUUUGUCUCGUUCGGAUUUACAAAUUUGUAUUCUGCGUCAGAUUUUUCCGAGCAUAAUGAGUCGUAGAAUCGACGGAUGGCACAAACGCCCGCUCACGCGUUUUCCAGCGCAGAGGCGUGUCCAUCUACAGAUUAAUCGAUUCAUUAAUAACGAGCUCAUUGUAAAGUGGGUGCUGUGGUUUGCAACGAUCGCUAAUUGUAAUGAGCAAUUGAGAUGCGUUCAUAUUUUUUUAUGUGAAAUUCUCGCGGUGUUUGUCAUCGCAUUUUGUAAUCCGAGGUAUACAUUUUGUCACGGCACCCUGAAUUUUCAGUGACAGUGUUGUCUUAGCUCCGACUAUCUGUUUGCAUCGUAGCUGUGGGCCGUCUUUACGUUACAAGAUUAAAGUAUCAUUUGCAAGCGUGACCUGGUGCUCCAAAAUAACAAAAGCAUACCUUAUAUGUAUGUUAAACUUCUUUAGCACCGUACGGACCAAGUUCAACGUAAAUGCAAAAUAAAUUACGCUCUUUGUUAUUUUGGAGAACCAGGUCACGCUUUGCGAAUCAUAUUUUUAUUAUUCCACGGUCUCUUGAGUUGUCUUCACCUGGUUUAAACAACAUACAAUUCAAAGCCUCUAUUUGAACGCGAGCGGGUGGUGGCAAAUUGGCAAAUGGGAAGAAAACACACGCCUCGCGUAUCGAGUGAUUAUGGGAUAGCAGGGGGGGUAGACGCUGCCGUCAAUGGAGCGCUUGCUGCACGUCGACGUCACAAUUGCCGGCACGCGUUGCCGCUCGUUAAGAUGAUCAGCUCAUCGUGGACGAAGAUUGCUCUGCGAUUAAGGGUGGUUGUGGGCGUGUGAUAGCCUCGGCCCCCUCUCGCUACUUAAACCGCGGGGCACGUCCUCGUCUCCUGUAUCACCCGCACUCAGGGUUGUGGGCCCUCUGGUCUACUGCUGUGGUUGUUCCUGCCUGUUCAGGUCCGUCUCUCUCGGUAGUCCGUGGUGCCGCCUGAGCUGUUGCGGCUACAACUGCAGAGAGGAGAGGCGGCGGCUGCUUUGUGGAGCUCUCUCUCUCUCGACAUGGGGAUCGCGAUGAAGACUGCUUUGCUUGCGCUGUGCAGCCUCCUGCUAUGGACCGAGGGCUCCUCUGCAGCUGGAGCAGGCAAAGGCCGCUAUGAACACUCCAAGCACACGCGCGCCCACGACGUCUCUCUGCGCUGGGAUCGCUCUGGCGACGCGACAGACCCAGACGCGCUCCUGUACUCGUACGGCGUGGGUCUCACCACCGUCAACUGCAGCAGCGCCUCCAUGAGGGUGGCAGUUUCGAGGAUUCUACCAGACUUCUCUGCUCUCGGUGUGCUGCACGCCAAAGAGCCCAUGUCGUGGUACCUGGACAUUGACAACGGCACAGCGCAGUGGAGCAUUCCCGUGGCAGAUGCGAGCCAGGCCGGCUACACGUUUGAGUCUCAGCAGCUGACCCUGUCGGUAGCGGCGCUGUACACGGCAAGCGGGGUGUUCUACUCCCAGUUGGACAACACGUCCCUCUACUUCCUGGACCUGCGGAUGCGCUAUGGCCCCACCACCACGGUCAUCUACUUCCUCACGCCCAUGCUGUGCCUGGUGCCAAGCUACCUGCAGUGCAACGACACGAGCCUGGUGGUGACGGUGCCGCCACUGCCCGGCCCCCUGAAUGCGGUGAAGGUGGGCACCACCCCUGUGUACCCGGGCCUGUCCUCCGUGCCGGGGGUCGAGGUGCGGCUGGAGAACAGCGGCGGCCUCUGGGGGUUCGUGCUCUCGCUGCGUCGCACGUCGCCGCUCGUCAGCGUGGAGGCGUGUCCCAUGGGCCAGUCGAGCGGCGUGCGUCACUUCGCCAACAUGUUCAUGACCUUCACACACGCCUCGCGGCCACUUAACUUCCCACUGCUGCUGCGCUGUCCGUGUGUCGCCGUGCAGGACGACAUCAGCGCCGUCUGCAACGGCAGCUUCUUGCUCGCCGUAUUCGGGCCCCUGUACGGCCCCCCGCCGACCAUCGCGGUGCUGACCGUCGGGACCGUGUCCCUGCUGGACUCCACCACCCUGGAUCCCGCUCUCUACCGCUACAGCGUCGAUCUGAUGCCCAACGGCUCCUACUACCUCACCGUGUCUGCCUACCGCACUGCGCCUGGCGUUGUAGUGCAGUCUCAGGAACCCGGCCGCCGCCUCUACUCUGCGCUGUUCCGCACCGUGGUGGUUGACGGCUUGGGGAUCCGCCACGACUACAGCGUGGAGGCAUCGUGCCACAUGCCCUACACGCCAUCUGGCGUGGUGUCGUGCGGGCCGUCGUGGUUCGCCGUCACGCUGCAGCUCGCCGAGGUGCGAGACUUCACGCUGUUCGUGUCGGGAGUUCACGUGUCGGACCUGCUCGACCAGGGCUACAGCCUGACCAACUCCACCUCGGAGCUGCGCCUGCAGGUGGACUUCACGGCGCUCUACGUGGUGGUCAAGACUCUGCCGGACGGCUCGACGGAGAGGUCGCUACUGCUCACGCUGAGUAACUCCCUUGGAGCCGUGGAGGAGUACACCCUGGUGUGCACCACCAACACCGCAGAGUGCUCUACGGACGGGCAGAUGACGUUCGAGGUCUACGCGAGCAGCACGCGGCCCCCGCUGGAGCUGGCCACCGUGCACGUGCGUGACCCCUCCUGCCUGCCCGUCGUGGUGACCGCAGAGAAGGCCGUGUUCGUCGUCCCCCUGGACGCGUGCGGCACCACUCAGCAGAUGGUGGACGGCAAGCUGGUGUACGAGAACGAGGCCGUGUCUCUGAUGCGCGACUCCAUCCACGUGAUCAUCUCCCGCAGCAGCGAGUACAGAAUGAAGAUCACCUGCGAGUUCUCCGGGGACGACUUGCUGAUGCUGGGCGUGACCGUUCCCACGCUGUCUCCACCCAGCCCUGCGAACGGCGCCGGGCCCCUGGUUAUCGAGCUCACCAUGUUUCCUGAUGUUGACUACAUCGCUCCCUAUGUCACCGCUGACUACCCGCUUGUGCGCUUCCUCAGGGAGCCGCUGUUCAUCCAGGUGCAGCUACUGGCGCACCCCGACCCCGUGCUGGAGCUGCGUCUCGCCGACUGCUGGGCCACGUCUCAGCCCGACCCCAACUCCCUGCCCCAGUGGGACCUCCUCGUGUCCGGGUGCCCGUUCUCCGGCGACAACUACCUGAGCACCAUCCACACCGUGAGCCCCGCCUCGGUGCCACUGCACCUGAGGUUCAAGCGCUUCGAGGUGAAGACGUUCGUGUUCGCUGACCCAGCGCCGCUUGGAGCCCUGCGCGAUACGCUCUACUUCCACUGCAGUGCCACGGUGUGCGACUCCAACUCGGCCGAUUUGCCGCAGUGCGGACCUAGCAGCUGCUCCCCGUCGACGCGACGUGCCCGUGAAGAUGGGACACGUGCUGCCACGGACGAACUGACGCACAUUGCCAGCCUGGCCGGCCCCAUUAUGUUCUCGGAUGACGUUCACACAAAGUCUAGUCUGUCAGUCUCUGCAGAAGGUGGCGUGUGGCCCACAUGGUUCGUGGGGCUCGUGGCUACCGCCUGCUCCAUCCUCGCCCUCUCCAUCGCUGUGGCGUUGGUGGCCAAGCUGCUCCGCCGUGGCCACCAGGGCACAUGGAGGGCAGCAGCCAUGCGCAGCUGAACGCGGCGAUGGUCGCGGUGGCGAAUGCGGCACGGCCACCACCUGCGGCGUGCACUUGAAACAAACAUGAUUGGCAUCACGGCUUGUACCCGAUGCGAGAAAUAAAGAUGUUGUGGACCUUAA